CUCGAUGGAGUAUGUGAGAGCCCUGGAGGACCUCCAAGAGGAGUCCAGAUGUCCCAUCUGCCUGGAGUACUUGAAAGACCCAGUGACCAUCAGCUGUGGGCACAACUUCUGUUUCUCCUGCCUCAGUGCAUCCUGGAAGGAUCUAGAUGAUGCCUUUCCCUGUCCUGUCUGCCGUUUUUGCUUUCCAUACGGGAACUUCAGGAGGAACCCUCAGCUCCGUAAUUUGACUGACAUUGCUAAGCUGCUUCAGGUCAGAAGGAGCAAGAGGAAGAGGCAGAAAGAGAAUGCUGUGUGUGAAAAGCACAAUCAGUUUCUGACCCUUUUCUGUCUGAAGGACCUAGAGAUCUUAUGUACACAGUGCAGUUUCUCCACUGAACACCGGAAGCACUACAUUAGCACCAUUGACAAAGCUGCCUCUUACCACCGAGAAACUCUGCGGUGUAGCACUGAGCCCUUGAAGAAUAAUAUAGAACGAGUUGGAAAAGUGAUAGCUCUGCAAGGCAGCAAGUCAGUGGAGCUUAAAAAGCAGGUAGAAUAUAGGAGAGAAGAAAUCAAUUCUGAGUUUGAGGACAUUAGACUGUUUUUACAGAAUGAGCAAGAGGCUAUUCUUAGGCAGAUACGAGAUGAAGAGAUGGACAUUUUAACAAAACUAAAUAAAAACCUUGUAACAUUUUCAGAUGAUGUUUCCACAUUAAGACAUCUUCUGAGGGAGAUAGAGGGCACCUGUGUGCAGUCAGACAUGGAGUUACUGGCAUGCGUUAAGAGUAUCUACCACAGGUACCAAAACCUAAAAUACCCUGAAACCUUUUCAUUCAAGCUAUCAAAAUAUGGAUUCAGACUUCCUCCCCAGUAUUCUGGCUUGGACAGAAUUAUCAAGCCAUUUCAAGUAGAUGUGAUUCUAGAUGUUGACACAGCACAUCCUCAACUUGCUGUCUCUGAGGAUAGAAAAGCCGUGCGAUACGGAAGAACAAAACAAAAAGGUGCCUGUAACGCGAGGAGAUUCCACCUUUGCCCUGCUGUCCUGGGUUCUCAGAGGUUUAGUUCUGGCAGACACUACUGGGAGGUGGAAGUGGGCAAGAAGCCUAAGUGGAUACUGGGCGUGUGUCGAGACGGAGUUGCCAGGAGCUGGCAGGAUCAGCCGUCGGUUCUGGGUGGGUUCUGGGCAGUGGGGCGAUACAUGUGUGGUGGCUAUGUGGCAUCGGGCCCUCGGAGAGCCCACCUGCUGCCAGCAGUAAGACCCAGUAAGAUUGGCAUUUUUCUGGACUGUGAGUUGGGUGAGGUCUCCUUUUAUAAUAUGAAUGACAGGUCUGUUCUCUAUACUUUUAAUGAUUGUUUCACAGAAGCUGUUUGGCCUUAUUUCUAUACCGGAACAGAUUCAGAACCUCUUAAAAUCUGUUCGGUAUCAGAUUCUGAAAGAUAAAGAACCUGGUAAAUGAACCU
Messenger RNA from Propithecus coquereli (Coquerel's sifaka), 1440 nucleotides. RefSeq names its product tripartite motif-containing protein 60-like. The transcript has a single exon. Lineage: Eukaryota; Metazoa; Chordata; Mammalia; Primates; Indriidae. The coding region runs from base 5 to 1420 and encodes 471 amino acids. The record is from RefSeq and is a predicted model, not a curated record. Gene Ontology annotation, molecular function: protein binding; zinc ion binding.